AAACAACAACACCCAACCACCACCACCACCACGUAAGCAGGCUAACUAUAGCAGCUCCCUGCCGCCAGAAGGGAUGUAACCUCCACACUUAGACAAGGCGCAGACUGCGUGAUUCCCGGAGACACAGACCUGGCAGAAGCAUCGCUCGCUACAGGUGAUCCGGAUUCACCCAACCGCCUGCACUUUGCUUCCUGCUCCGAGAGGGGGUGGGUUGGGGUGCUUGGUUUUGGAGUUGGUUUUUUUUUGUGGGGGUGGAGAGUGCUGGGGAUGCAUCAGUAAUCUCACACUCUCUUUUUUUGCAAGUGGGCUUGGUCAGGUUGGGCUGGGCAGACUGACACAGGCUUGGGUUCCCCCUGCCCAAGUGAAGGACAUGGGUUUGCCACUCCCCAUCCUGGGCUUGCUGCUCCCCAUCCUGUUCUUCAUGCCUCAUCUGGAGUGUGUGGUUGAUGCCAACCAAGAGCGGGCAAUGCCUAGCAAAGGGAAAGCUAUGAAAGCCAAACUGUCUAUUUACAGUCAUGCCAAGAGUGGACCUGUCCCUUCCUCUCCUCGGAGCAGAUCUCUCCUCGAGGAGAAGGAGGAGGAGGAGGGUACCAUCUUGGCACAGAGGUUGACCCAGGAGGUGCCCCCCAGUGUCAUUUCUUUUCUCUACACUGGUGAUUCUCGGGAGCUGAAGCGUGCCAACUGUUCUGGAAGAUAUGAGCUGGCCAGCUGGGCUGGGAAGUCUCGUCUGCUGGCUUCCCACCCAUCCCUGCAUGGUGCUCUGGACACUUUACUGCAUGCCACCAACUUUCUCAACAUGAUUCUGCAGAGCAAUAAAUCCCGGGAACAGAAGUUGCAGGAGGACAUUGAGUGGUACCAAGUGCUGAUCCGAAGCCUGUUGGAAGGGGAUCCCAAUAUCUCCAGGGCUGCCAUCACUUUCAAUCCGGAGCCCUUGUCCUCUGCUCCUCAGGUCUUCCUCCAAGCCAGCCGUCAGGACAGCCAGAUCCUGCUGCAGGACUUGUCUUCGGUGGCACACCACCUGGCCAAUGCUUCCUCUGGGGACAUGGAAUGGUUUCACAGUUUGAAGCGCAAGUGGAGGCUGCACCAGCACCGGAAGGCCUCUGGUCCUGGUUCAAAGGCUUUGGAGAGCAACUUGAAAAAGAAGGAUGCCCACCCUGUGGAGAAGAGCCACAUUAAAUGGUCCUCUCCAUACCUGGAGUGUGAGAAUGGAAAUUACAAACCUACCUGGUUGGUCACCCUUUCUGCAGCUUUUUAUGGUUUGCAACCAAACCUCCUUCCUGAAUUCAGGGGUGUUGUGAAAGUGGAUAUAAACCUGCAGAAAGUGGACAUUGACCAAUGUUCCAAUGAAGGCUGGUUUUCCGGAACGCACACUUGCCAUUUAAAUAGCACUGAGUGUCUCCCAAUUAAAGGCCUUGGAUUUGUCCUCGGAGCCUAUACAUGCAUUUGUAAGGCCGGAUUCUAUAAUCCCAAAAUAUUUGCAAUGAACAGCUUUCACAGAAAGGAUGCAGAGAGUCAGUUUUCUGGAAGUAAGAUGACUGAGGAGGUCUACGCCUGCUUGCCCUGCAGGGAAGGAUGUUCGUACUGUACAGAUGACACUCCCUGCUAUGCACAGGAGGACAAGUAUUUACGGCUUGCUAUCAUCUCAUUUCAAACUCUCUGUAUGCUGUUGGUCUUCAUAAGCAUGCUCGUGGUCUACCGCUUUCGCAAAGCAAAGAGCAUCAGGGCGUCGGGUCUCAUUCUCCUGGAGACUAUCCUGUUUGGGUCACUGCUUCUUUAUUUCCCGGUUGUCAUCUUGUACUUUGAACCAAGUGUAUAUCGCUGUAUUCUCCUACGAUGGGUUCGUCUUUUGGGAUUCACUACUCUUUAUGGAACUGUUACACUCAAGCUACACAGGGUUUUGAAGGUGUUCCUUUCCCGAACCGUUCAACGAAUUCCAUACAUGACGGGUGGACGAGUUAUGAAGAUGCUGGCUGUGAUUUUUCUGGUAGUGAUUUGGUUCCUUAUAGGCUGGACCUCUGCAGUCUGCCAAAACCUGGAGAGAAAUAUUUCACUCGUCGGCCAAGGGCAAACAUCAGAUCAUCUGAUCUUCAACAUGUGCCUGGUAGACCGGUGGGAUUAUAUGAUGGCUGUUGCUGAAUUUUUAUUCCUCUUGUGGGGUGUUUAUCUCUGCUAUGCAGUGCGGACAGUACCCUCGGCAUUCCACGAGCCACGUUAUAUGGCUGUUGCAGUUCACAUUGAGCUCGUUAUAUCUGCUAUAUUCCAUACAAUUAGGUUUAGUCUUGCCUCAAGACUUCAGUCUGAUUGGAUGCUAAUGCUGUUCUUUGCACACACACACUCGACUGUGACAGUCACCAUUGGGUUACUUCUGAUCCCGAAGUUUUCCCACUCAAGCAAUAACCCCAGAGAUGACAUAGCUACUGAGGCCUAUGAAGAUGAGCUUGACAUGGGGAGAUCUGGAUCCUACCUGAACAGCAGUAUCAAUUCAGCUUGGAGUGAGCAUAGCUUGGACCCAGAAGAUAUUAGGGAUGAACUGAAGAAGCUAUAUGCUCAGCUGGAGAUAUAUAAACGGAAAAAGAUGAUUGCCAACAACCCACACCUCCAGAAAAAGAGGUGCUCAAAAAAAGGCCUGGGCCGGUCCAUCAUGCGCAGAAUUACUGAAAUCCCUGAGACGGUCACCCGGCAGUGCUCGCGGGAGGAAAAGGACCUUCUGGAACAUGGGGGUUCAAAGAAUCCCAUUGGGGCAAAGAGAAACCCACCAGAUUCCACUGGACACAUCAAGCCAAAGGAGGAAUCAUUGAGAAACCGAGUCUUCUCAAUCAAGAAGUCUCACAGCACUUAUGAUCAUGUUCGAGACCCAACAGAAGAGGUGAAUAGCUUAACAACAGAAAGCAUGGGAGUGAUAACAACGGCAGAUAACUCUUUACUAGACUCUGUUCCAGGGAAAAAAACUGAGAAACCUGAUGCUGUGUCCACUGAAAAUGUCCCUUUAGUGUGCAAAUCUGUGAGUGCUCACAAUUUAAGUGCAGACAAGAAACCUCUCCACCCAAGAACGUCUGUGUUACAAAAGUCACUCAGCGUUAUUGCUAGCGCCAAGGAGAAGACACUGGGGCUGGCAGGGAAAAUGCAAACUGAAGAAAGCAGCAAAUCCCAUAAGUCUCAACAAAAGGGCAAAGAGGUGAGCAAAAAGCAUUCGGGCUCUGAAAAGAGUGAGCAGAAAGACUCACACCGAAAAAACUCUGCCCACACAGAAGAGUCAAAGAAGCCCCACAAAUCUGGGAUCAUGAAGCAGCAAAAGUCCAACCAGACCGCUGGGAAUCCCAAUGUAGGGUCAGAUAAAUCACAGCAAAAGAGCAAGGUGGAUAUAGGAGAAGUUUGCCCUUGGGAAAUAUAUGACCAGAGCCCAGGAGGUGGGAACACAGACUCGAAAGUUCAAAAGCACGUGUCCAUUGCUUCUUCUGAAUCUGAGAAACCUCCUGCUUCCCAAGCAAAGGGCCAGACACAUCCCAAGACUGCUGUAGGGCAUCAGUUGCCCAAUCAAAAGAGCACAGACAGAUGUGAAGUUUGCCCUUGGGAGAGCGAAGAAGCACAUCUGGGAGAAGAGGAGAAAAAAUAUUUGAGCCCCAAGGCACAAGAUGUUCCUGGGGCAAAACCUGAUAAUGUUAAUAAACAUUAUGUCAGUACGGAUGAUCCUAAGGAACUGCUCCCAAAGGCAACUACACAAACCACAGAGAAAAGGUUUGUGAAUAAACUGGGACAUCAGACAAAAAGUACAUCCUCUUCUUCAGCGGGGAAUGCACUUCCCUCCGAUUCUCCUAGGUCAAUGACUAGUAACUCACAGAAACCUUUAGCGUCCCGCGUGGAUGUCUGUCCCUGGGAGUACGAGACCCCAGAAUUACCGAAAACGGAAAGAAGUAUAGCUUUAUCUAACGCAACCGGUUUGAGCUCAAAUAAAACAUCAAAAUCCCAGAAGUAAGAGCACUCGGACUAGAAAAGAGAAGGAUCAAUAGAAGGGAAAAGGGCAGGAAAGCCGGGGAACGGUCAGAAGGACCUGCCGGUUCCAAAGAAGCAUCACUUAAUCAGGCAAUGAUGAGCACAUUGAAUAUAUAGGAACUAGGCAAUGUCAAUAGUGUCUUGUUUGUCUGUUUAUUGUUGAGUGCCAACAGUGUUAUCAGUGUGAUCCAGGCCACGAGGAACUCUGAUCCCCGCCCCCACUUCCCAGGGCCCUAAAGAGUUUACAUUCCAAAAUGAAUGAAACCAUGCCUUUAGAAAUUAUUUAUUUUUUUGUACAAUGUGUGGGGUUGGUGGGUAGGAUAUAUUAAAGUACCGUGAAGUCAGGUGGAAAGGUUCUGUGUUGGCUUAAGGUAGGCAUUAAUUCAUCAAAUAGGAUAAAAUCAACUUUAAGCAAAUGGAUGCCUCCAAAUGUGUUAGGAUAUAGUGUGUACAAACAAGCACCUUCCAGAAACAGAAAUGAUGAUUCUUCACUAUCCUGCAUCAUUAUUCUUGAUAGCACUGCUAACUUACUGCAUCCCCCCCUCAAUUAUAUUUUUAUAUGAUUGCUUUCAUUUUUCUUAGAAAAGUAUGUACCUUGUUGUGUCUCAUAUAAAAGCAUUCCAGUUUGUAUAAUGUUUGCAAAUAACUUUGAUAUGAUUAUGUGACACAACACAUUUAUGCAAUCUGCAGAUAAUUUAAUGUUGCAAUCUUUCUAAAAAAGUUCUAUAUCUCUGUUUAUUUCUAGGGUGUACUGCAAGCUUUCAGUGGCUUGGGAAACCAUAAGAAAAAUACUUCAGGUUCUUUUUCUGGUGGUUUCUGUUGAUUUACUCUGCUAAUUCCAAUUUUGAUUUAAUGCAGUACAAUUCAGGGUUUUUAUACGAGGUAUGUUUUUUGUCUUGAACUUGUCUGUUUAUGAUCUUACUAGCAGAAGCUGUCAAUCCGGGGAGCUGCAUGCACUAAUAAAUGCCCUGUUGGUAUUUAUUAUUUCUAUAGAAACCAAGCACUGUUCAAAAACAAAUCUGAGGACAAUGUAUCUUUUGUUUCUUAGAAAACUGGAGAACAUUAUUUAGCAUUCCAGAGGUAUUGCUUUAAUCAUUCCUCGAUGUGAUCUUACUCAGUGUUUUUACACUGAGCCUGUUAGAAGAACAGAAAAAUGUGGAAGGGUAGAAAAUAUAUUCUGGUGAGUGCACAUAGAUUCUCUGCAGUGCUGUCAAAAUUCAUUUGAGGAAGCAGAAUUAGACUUGAAAGGUCUUCUUUAUCACAUUGUUAAACUUCAAAGAUCAGAGAAUGAGACCUCCCUGAUCUUAUCUGCACUAUUGAUAGAAUGAUAGGAAAAUGAAAGCAGCAAAUUCCCAUUGUUUAUUAGUCACUUGUUCAGAAUUAGUUCUACGAGAUCCUAGGCACGUUUACUCAGAUGUAGGAAUGUGCACUGUCGUUGAACACAUGUGUAUAUUUGGAUUGAAUGAGACAUUUGUGUGUUUCCAGGACAACGAUGGGGUGGCACAAAGAACCUAAAAGCACUCACGGAGUGGAAGGGCUCUCCUGUGGACUCUUUGUGCUAAAUCCAGCAGUGGUGGGAAUUACAAUGUAAAAAUUUGAAAGAUGCAAUGUGAUUACGAACAGGGAAAGGGAAGGAGAAACUAAGAAAGAUGAUGAUUUGGCACCAAUGGCGAAAAGAGCAUGUUCUUUACCUUGAUAAAUGAACCUUCAUUGCCUUUCCUGCUGAGAAAUCAUGAUUAAAUCAUUAAAUUCUGAGUUGUUUCUGAGGUGGCCCAAUACCUUGUUCACGAUCAGUCCCAAAGAUGGAGCAGGAAAGUGGAGCCAUAGCACCUGUAAUUUCAAAUCGAGGGAAGAGGAAAGAAGGGGAAGGUGAAAGGGUGGAAAAUGUAGAGUUGACGUGUUUUUCUUCUUCAACAAACUCUUUGUUUUGUUUCUUUUCCUUAAACAAACCUGCUCACUGUCAAGAUGGUUGGCAACAGUAGUAGACUGAGAAAGGGCACAUAAAGUGAGAAGUUCCAGGCAGUGUGAAGGAUGAACAGAGCCCUCACAUUACCCUUUGAAGAAGGAGUUGAAGGGGAUUGGGCCCACUGCCCUUUUAAAAACUCUCACUCCCUUCACUGUGGCUGACUUAGGAGACCACUCUGUUUUCCAAGGAGAUCAGGGCUUUCUCCUGGGAUGAUCUGAAAACACACAAAUACUGACAAGGAUACAUAAAAGGAUUGUUUCCAAAAGGGCACAAAGUGGGGUGGGCACCAAUCUCUGUACACUUAUUCUUGCGUGGACCACAUUGAGGGGGCAGUGCACAUUCCUACCCAGAAAUAAGCCCUACCGAUUUCCAUGAGAUUUACUUCUAAUAAAUUUGCAGACUAAAGAUUGCAGCUUUAAUUUAGCAGAUUUUGUAACCAUAAAACUAACCACUUUAUAGCACUUUUAAUGCUGAGAAAUACUUUACAGUAUACCUUAGCUCCCUAAACCAUCCCCAUUCUAACCAAGGUUGCCAGGUUCUGACCAAGAUUUUGUUGCUGUUGCUUUAACAACUCUGGGUAUGUCACAUAGCACUUGGGGAGGGUAUUUCCCAAAUCCUAUGCUCCAGCUUCCCAAACGCUGGUCCUGCUUCUUCUGUUACAACCAGGACUUCAGUUUUGCCUUAGAGUAUAUGCUGGGAGGUGGCUGAAUGGAAAUGUUGUAGUACUGAGGGGUAGGAUCCCUGUCUGUCAGUUUCCAUAAUAUAGUGCAAAUAAAUAGGCCUAAUUCACUGACUAGUGGAUAUUUUUGGAGAGUCAAGGUUUAGUUCAUUUUGGAUGAGAGAGCAUUAGGAGUCAGAAUGAGUGGCACCCUCCAAUUUUGGAGGUGCUUUUUUCCCCCAGGGCAGAUUUUAGUCUGCAGUAGAGAUGGGAGCUUCAUAUUC
Pogona vitticeps (central bearded dragon) is the source of this 6898-nucleotide messenger RNA. It is a transcript of the gene GPR158, whose product is annotated as G protein-coupled receptor 158. Gene Ontology annotation, biological process: G protein-coupled receptor signaling pathway. Gene Ontology annotation, cellular component: membrane. Lineage: Eukaryota; Metazoa; Chordata; Lepidosauria; Squamata; Agamidae. The record is from RefSeq and is a predicted model, not a curated record. Gene Ontology annotation, molecular function: G protein-coupled receptor activity.